CAAAACUAACAUUAGCUGAUUGAAUUUCGUGAAUGAAACGGUUAGCUUAUUCGUUGAUAUUAUUGGUAAAGGCCUAAAAGAGGAUGAAAAUUAGAAAUUCAGAAAGAUGCAUCUUUAAGUGGUUAUACAUUCUUAUAACAGUUUCUGUGGUUUAUGGAAGAUACGCCAGUUGGAAAAGCUUUGCUAUUUACACAAACGGUGUAAUCUAUACUGUAGAUCCAUUCGAUGAUGAGUGGGACUUACACCCUGAAGAGGCAAUGGUUGUAAAUGAUCAUACUGGUUAUAUCGAAUAUAUUGGUGAUAAUGCUGGAGCAUUACAAUAUCACACAGAGUUUAGCUAUGUGCAUGAUUUAAGAGGGAAUACAGUGUUGCCUGGUUUUCAUGAUGUUCAUAUGCAUCCUCUAGAAGCUAUGACAGAGCUUGGCGGAGGAUGUUCAGUUCCAUCAAACACACCCCCAGAAAACAUGUUGUAUAAUAUUUCUCAAUGUAAACCACGUAAUGAUGCCACUGCCUGGGUUCUAGGUCAUGGUCAUUCGAUUGAAUAUAUUUUGGAACAUAUCGAUAAUGGCGGAAGGCCUCCGAAAGAAAUUAUUGAUGAAGUCAUGGAUACAAACCCUGUCAUCAUAAUGGAAGAAACUUCUCAUUCUGUAUGGGUUAAUUCCAAGGCCCUGAAAUUGGCAGGUAUUACUAAAGACACACCAAAUAAUCCUGGUGGUAUUAUAAUGAAAGAUGCAAAUACUGGUGAACCGAAUGGAAUAUUAUUUGAAAACGCUGGAAAUGAAAUCAUGGACUUAGCAAUGAAAUCCUUUAAAAACCUAGACGAAAUGAACUAUGAUGCUUUACUUCUUGGUCUGGAGGAACUACGCAUGAACGGAAUUACAUCUGUAUGCGACGCAAGGACUUAUUGGAAACGAAACCAUCACGAAGCUUGGAAAAUGGCAUGUGAUGACAAGGAAUUAACCGUUCGAGCUGUUCUUGGACUCUGGGCGUAUCCUCAUAUGAAUGACGCAGAGCAAAUCCAAAGGUUGAAAGAAUUAUACACCAAUGGUUACAACAAAAAUGAAUGCUUUCUGAAAAUUAAUGAAAUAAAGGUGUAUUCAGAUGGUUUGCUAGAAAGUACAACAGGCGCAAUGUUGAAACCGUACGUUAAAAACCUUCAUCUACCUGGUCUAGAUGAAAACAUUGGCAUGAAUUAUUUUACACAGGAAAGGUUGCAAGUAUAUUUUGAACACUUGCAAGCUUUUGGAUAUGAUAAAGGGUUUGACUUUCAUAUUCAUGCUAUAGGUGACCGUGGUGUAGAAGAGGUGUUAAAUGCGAUUGAAAGAACAAAAGUAAGUGGAACUCGCCACCGCAUGACGCAUUUAGAGAUCGUGAACCAACGUGAUAUUCCGAGAUUUCAGGCACUCGAUGUAAUUGCGGACUUCCAAGUUACCGGUACAUAUACUCUACCGAAUAAGCUAUACAGGAUCGAAAACGUUGUCGGUGAAAGCAGAGCAAAAAAUUUUAUUCCAGUGAAAAGUGUUGAAGAUACAGGCGCUGCUGUAACUUUAAGCAGCGACUGGGAUGUUAGUAGUCUCAAUCCGUUCAUCAGUAUUCAGCACGCAACACAGAGGGGUUCUCAGUCAAUUUCUGUUAAAUCAGCAAUAGAAAUGAGAACAAUAAAUGCCGCGUAUGCCAUGCGACAAGAAAACGAAGUUGGCUUCCUAAGUGCUGGUAUGGCGGCCGAUUUUGUUGUUAUCGACAAGGACAUUCUUAACAUUCCAAUUAAUCAAAUCAGUACAGCAAAAGUUUUGCUAACAGCGUUGCAAGGGGAAAUAAUCUAUCAAUUGGAUAAGAAAUAACUUAUAUUCAAGCAGAAAAGAGUGUACAGUUUUAUUAUUUAUAUGCUGCACGCAUAUCUCCUUCUCGCCCUUACUCACAUUAUAAAAUACGAAUUACAGAUAACUGGAUUUGAUUGGUUAUUUAACAUUCUCCUUAAUAUUCUCAAUUAUUUUGUUCUACUUAAAACGAUACCAUACUGACUCCUUGACGUCCAACAUCUUUACAAAUAAAAUAAAACAAACAACUAACAUUUAUAUAAAUUGAGUACAGGGGCGGAUUCAGGCGGGGCGUGGCGGGCGUGCGCCCCCCCCCCCCCCCUCCCGAAAUUUGCAAAGCAUGGGUUGUCCUCAGCUUAAUAAAGAAUAUUUCGAUAAUUUAACCUCAAAAAAAUGUUCGUGCGAAAAUUAAAGUUUGCGCCCCCUAACCUUAAAUCCUGGUCCCUAGACUAGAAUAAGAUUUUAUCCAAGUCAAAUGUAAAAAAGGUCAAAUGUUAACAAUGCAGCGGAGAGUAUUCACGUGUCGUCAUAUCGUAUAUAUAGCAAUUAAAAUAACAUUUUUUAUUGUACAUAUGCUUUAUUCUAAUUGUUAUUAUAUUCAGUCACACAAUAGACUAUUUUCAUAUUACCGACUUUUGACUCCUGAGUUUAUAUUGUUUCGACAGGUUACCUACUCUGUUGUAAGACAUCCUGGUACUCCGUCAAGUAAGAGCAACGUAAAGAAGUAAAAUUAAGUUUUCAACGGUAUAUUCAAUAGUGAAUAUUUGUAGGAAACUGGUAUAUGUUAUAGUAUAUAAUUAUUAAAAAAAAAAAAACUAAAUAGUAAAUUUCAACCGAAAAACUUUCGUACGCGUUCUGACCUGACAUUUUCUUCCUCAAUGCAGGUCAUGCAUUUUCAUUUUCAGAGGUUGACAGGUAUGGAUAUGGAUGGACACCCCAUAUCCUUUCUUUUCUAUUACUUGUAAACAAACUAAAAGUUUAAAAUGAUCUAUCGCCCAUUAUCAAGUUAAAACGGACAAUUUAAUAUGCUGUUGCUGUGUUUGCUUGAGUUCACUUUUCGUUUUUUGUCGGACCUUCUUUUUUCGAAUCAACCUAGGAGUACUGUAUUGUCUUCAUGUUUUGUUUUUUUUUUCAAUUGGAAUUACAUAAUACAAUGUCAUUGAAUUUUGUUUGCACAGUUUAUUACAUGUACUUAUAUCAACAAUUGUAUUGUUUUUGUAUUCAUUUAUCAAUGUUUUACUAAACCCUAAAAGGUUUGUUAUCAUUAUAUAUAUGUGCUCAGUAUAUUUGGAAAAAUAAGUGGAUCUUUGUAAGAUAUAAUAGAUUGAUUGUUUUUAAUACAUAAUUUUCGUUUGC
Molecule: messenger RNA, 3173 nt
Organism: Mytilus californianus (California mussel)
Lineage: Eukaryota; Metazoa; Mollusca; Bivalvia; Mytilida; Mytilidae
Product: putative amidohydrolase YtcJ
Exons: 3
Coding region: 84-1841 (585 amino acids)
Molecular function (GO): hydrolase activity, acting on carbon-nitrogen (but not peptide) bonds
Source: RefSeq, a predicted model, not a curated record